ACAAAGACUCCAUAGAUCAUUUGGCUAUCAUGACCAGCUAUAAAAGGUUUUGGCAGCCAGGCACAGGCGGCAGUACAAUCAGGGACAGUAUUGGACAUCCACAUGGGCAGAAUCAUCUUCUACGAGGACAGGAACUUCCAGGGUCGCUCCUAUGAGACCAGCAGCGACUGCGCCGAGUUGACCUCCUUCCUGAGCCGCUGCAACUCAUGCCGGGUGGAGAGCGGUUGCUUCAUGGUCUACGAGCGCCCCAAUUUUAUGGGUCACCAGAUGCUGGUCCGCAGAGGAGAGUACCCUGACAACCAGCGCCUGAUGGGAAUCAGCAUGAGCGACUGCAUCCGUUCCUGCCGCAUCAUCCCCAUGCACCGAGGUCCAUUCAGGAUGAAGAUCUUCGAGAGAGAGAACUUUGGAGGUCAGAUGAACGAGCUGCUGGAAGACUGCGACAACAUCUUGGACAGUCUGCGCAUGUCCGACUGCCUGUCCGCACAGGUGCUGGAGGGCCACUGGCUGCUGUAUGAGCAGCCCCACUACAGGGGCAGAAUGCUCUACCUGAGGCCCGGAGAGUACAGGAGCAUUAGAGACAUGGGGCUGGGUCCGGUUGACAUGAGGAUCGGGUCUAUUAGACGCAUCAUGGAAACUUGUUAAGAGGCUCCUUCUUUGAAAAUGUAACGACUCACAUCAAUAAAUGGUUCAUAACUUAUAUCACGACUAUAUGCUUAUUGUGGAUUAUCCCCAUCAAACUGGUCCUGUAUUUUAAAGACAAUUGGUCUGUGGUAGUUGCUGGUCUUUCAAUGAAAGUGUUGUAUAAUCUAUUAGGAAGAUAUCUGAAACAAUAAAAUAUUAGUUGUGACAACAGA
This is a messenger RNA of Phyllopteryx taeniolatus (common seadragon), 854 nucleotides long. RefSeq names its product gamma-crystallin M3-like. The record is from RefSeq and is a predicted model, not a curated record. Bases 103 to 642 code for a protein of 179 amino acids. Lineage: Eukaryota; Metazoa; Chordata; Actinopteri; Syngnathiformes; Syngnathidae. The transcript has 3 exons. Gene Ontology annotation, biological process: visual perception; lens development in camera-type eye. Gene Ontology annotation, molecular function: structural constituent of eye lens.